AUGAAUCUAUCAAUUCCUCUAUUCUUAUUCAUUUUCUUCUUCACCAAAUCGGCAAAUGGUUUCCUUAACUCGAUCUCGGCGUUGAAUGAGUUAGCCGAAUUGGGCAAGAAAGUCUACGAUUUCUUCGAUGACAACAAGGCUCAAACCACAGUCGGGGUGAUGCUCUCGAAAAAUGUGACAGCCGAGAAAAAAAUACAGAUUGCUUCACAACUUGCCGAGCCAGCGAUUCGCACGAAUCCGAAGCUGAAUCGAUUGAAUCAGGAUUUGAGGGAGGAUUUGAACGCGACACUCACCGGAUUACGGAAUAAUUGGCUAAUGAAACGCACGUUGGAUUCGGUUUUGAAACAAAAGCUUAAAUCAAGCAUUGGCAGUAUGCUGCAAAAUGGAACCAUUGAAAAAUUGCCUGUCUCUUUUGCGAAAGACGCGAACCGAAAACUCGCCGAAGCUCUCUACCAAAAUGGCCGGUUGACGAUUCAAUUGGCGAAUAAUAUUUCUGGAAUUGAAAUUUUGGGUGACGGGACCUCGCAUGAUAGUCUGAUUAUCGAUUUGGGAAGGGCUAUAACAACGAAAUUUGAGAGUCUUUCCAUUGAAUGGAGCGAAAAGUUGUCCUCGGUUCUCAACGGCGUUUCGGCGAACAAAAUGCUUAUCGAAACGUUUCAAGGAAAAGUGAUGGCCGGUCUUGAGCUGCUGGGAAACGAGAUGAACUUCUCGAAAGCGACCACCGACGAUUUUCGGAAGAAUCUUUACAAAACAUUUGAUGUCUGUUUCGAUACAACGAUGCAAAACAUCCAAGCCAAGUACGAAAAAGAGCCGGGAGUGCUGCAAAAGCUUCGAACACAGUUCGAAUCUCAAUUCGAUGUUGCUCAAAGCGGAUCCGAAUUCAGUUUGACAAAUUUGUGGAAAGAAACGAGCACAGCAGAGAAUUUGGAGCUGAUGACUGAAAUGGAGAGACUUUUCGAGAAGAAAUUGACCGAACACUUGGCGACGCAAUAUUUCAACGACAACGAGUUGGGCCCAUAUCUCGGGCGAUCGAUCCAUUUGCUCCAGAAAACGAUGGAGACAAAUUUCAAAGAUAUCAACGAGCAGCUUUCGUUUCAAAACAGCGAUCUCAAGAAUUUCAUCGAAAAUCAGGCACAUUUGGAGCACGAGAGGAAAUUCAUUGAGAAAGUCCUCGUGCCAGUCAAUCUGACAAUGGCUCAGAAAUUGGAGUACUUGAAGUUCAACACAAAUAAAAUCUAUUGGAGAAGAUUUCAAGAUCUCUACGAUCACCACAAAAUCGUCUCGAUUCCAGAGGAAAUGAGAAUCUAUUACGAGAGAAAUCUCAAAGAACUUUUGCAAUAUGAGAAAAGAAGAGACGAAAAAUUUGAUUUCCAAGCGUAUGAGCAUUUCCGAGAGCUUUACAUUCAUGUUUAUCAAAUGGCGUGGGAUCUUCGACAUUUCCGCGAAACUCAAGAUCAAGUCGAUCUCGACGCUGAAUUCUUGCAAAGAGAGCACGAGAAAAAGGAGAACGCGACGAGGGAUUUCCGCGAAACUGACAGAAAGCUUCGAAAAGACGUGGCCACUCUCGAGUUCAAUCAUUUCGCGAAUGGGAAGAUGAGAGACUCGGUGCACGAUUUGAGCGACGAGUUGGGCGAAUCCGAAUUCGAGAUGAUCUUUCGUACUUCUACAAAGUUCUCAAUGGACAUCUCUGGAAAGACACCGGAAAACCAUUGCAAGAAGCAAAGUUUCACUUUGAUUCACGAAGGACAUCACCAUGGGCAUAUCAUUCGACAAAAUAGCACUGAGGGAGCGCAAUUCUUUCUUUUCCGCGAACACGAUGAAAUUAGUAAAAGCUUUUGGCAAGAUUUACUCACGCAAAUCUAUGAUGGUUUCUCGAAUCUGGACCCAUUUGCGACAAGCAGUAGCCCGUUGACAAAAGAGAGCUACAUUGAAAGCCUUCGAGUGGCCAGCCAUAAAGCUGUUGUAAAAAUUUGCACGGAAAAGAUCAACAAUAAACAUAAAUGCAAAUUCGUUUUAACUUCACGUGCUCAUUGCCUCUUUCCCCGGGAAAGCAAAGAGAAUUUCAUCACUUUCGUCGGCCCGCACAAAAGCAUCAAAAUUGUGAUCGGACUU
This is a messenger RNA of Mesorhabditis belari, 2112 nucleotides long. NCBI's taxonomy places the organism in Eukaryota, Metazoa, Nematoda, Chromadorea, Rhabditida, Rhabditidae. The record is from the annotation of a GenBank genome assembly.